Messenger RNA from Heterotrigona itama, 4175 nucleotides. NCBI's taxonomy places the organism in Eukaryota, Metazoa, Arthropoda, Insecta, Hymenoptera, Apidae. The record is from the annotation of a GenBank genome assembly.
UCGAUUCUUAUAACAUUUAAGUGUAUAAAUUUAGGUAACAAGAAUUUUUAAACACGAUUAUUGGAUCAUCGAUAUUGCGAUUACUCGAUGUUUAAAAUUCUGUAUACUUCAGGUGAAUUUGUCGUGUUGCGUUGCUGCAAAUGAAAUAGUGUUGAAUACCGCUAAUUUGAUAUCUUUUUUUCUUUUGAUUUAUUCUGUUGUAUAAUAUUCUAAUAUUAUAAUUUAAAUUAAGUGAAAAUAAAAUAUUAUGUGAUAUUAAAAUUUAUUUCGAUACGAAUGGAGUGAGACACAUGCAUUUGUUUGUAUGUAUGCGUUAUCAUGUGUAUAUUAUACAGUAAAGUAAAUUAGAUUGGAUGCAACAGACUUGAAAAUGUUCUCACGUUUUUGCUACGCAAGUUUGUAUUGCGUGUGCAUGUGAAAUUCUUAAGUAAGAAGAUGAACGCCCAAACACAAGAACACGGUCAUGCUGUUGUUGUUUGGGAGUGGGAAAAUCGUCAUGGGCGAUGGAGACCUUAUAGUCCUGCGGUGUCUCAACAUCUUGAGAGAGCACAUUGUAAAAAAUUAACUCGCGUUUUUCUGAAUGAUGCAGAUCCGAAUUUGGACAGGUAUUAUAUAAAUUUGAAAACAAAAACACAAUGUAGCGAAGAUGGAGAUGAAGUGCACAAUGUUAGAAGAAAAUUUUACCUUCCAAGUUCGCCAGCUGGGAAAGGAGCUAAGUGGGAAUGGGCUGGUGAUACAGAUGAUUGGCAUACAUAUGAUAUGGAAGUGCAAUGUUUCAUAGAAGAAGCAUGGGCAAGAGGUGAUAAAACUAUCGAUGUUUCUAAAACAUAUUUAGGUUUUCCAUAUAUCAUAAACUUUUGUAAUUUAACUCAAGUACGUUGUUGUACUGGAUAUGUAAGACCGAUACGACGUAUUCAACAAGCGCCUUAUCCCUUAGUCAAAGUUGCUUUAGAAGAAUUACAGGUUAUUUCCGAGAUAAAAGCAACAUCUGCAACUGUCAAAAACAUAACUACGAAAAUCACACAUAAAAAGUCUACUGGAAAUACAAAAAAGAAUAAUAAAAAGAGCAAAAAUGGAGAUACUGGUCCAUCAAAUAUAGCUCGUGUUAUUUUGAGCAAUUUUAAUAUAUUUAGCAAUAAACACGGAGUAGAAAAUAAUAAUUCAAUUACAAAUAUCGAAUCUGGACAAAAAAGAAAAACUUGGGAUAGUGCAUUGGAUGUAGAUUCCAGCAGUACGAAAAGUGGUCGAAGACCAAGUGUUGAUACAGUUUCUACAUAUUUGAGUCAUGAAAAUCCGAUAGAUUUAUUGGAUAGUAGUGUAGGAAGUGAUGAUGUUUUCAAAGAUACUAUUUUGGGUGUAGAUACUGAAUCUGAUGUUAUUUCCCAAUAUGUAAAAGUAGUAGAAAGUGAUAAUUGUGAUUCUUGUCCCGUAUGUCUCGGUAUGCCAGAACCACUAACAGUAGAGUUGACUCGUUGUAAACAUAGAUUACAUUUACCAUGUUUGAAUGCAAUGCUCAGUUGUCAGCAGCCUCCUAUGUAUAUACAGUGUCCUGUUUGUCGUUUAAUUUAUGGUGAAAAAAGAGGAAAUCAACCUUCUGGAACUAUGAACUGGACAAGAAUACCUCGAGCAUUGCCUGGUUUUCCAAAUACAAAUACAAUUCAGAUAACUUACGACAUUCCAUCAGGAAUUCAAGGAAACGAACAUCCGAAUCCUGGUCAAGCUUAUUAUGCCGUAGGCUUUCCACGUAUAUGUUAUCUUCCAGAUAAUAAUUUAGGCCGUAGAGUUUUAAGAUUAUUACAGAUUGCAUUUGAACGAAAAUUAAUAUUUACGAUUGGGCGAUCAGUAACUACUGGAAGAGAAGAUGUAGUAACAUGGAACGAAAUUCAUCAUAAGACUGAAUUGGGUCCAUCAACAACUGGUCAUGGAUAUCCUGAUAAAAGUUAUCUUGAAAGAACAUUAGCUGAAUUAGCAGCUCAAGGUGUAACAGAUGGACAAUCAUCACCUAUAUUGUAUCAGGAAAUGAAGUAAUAAUUUUUAUUUAAUAUUCAUUUUACAAUUAAUAUUCAGUAGUGUAAUUCAUUAGUGGAUUCCGCGCUGUGUUCAUUUAAUAUCACUUUAUUUUUAAAACUAUCAAACUAUAUAAAAAUAGCGUUAAAAUAUAAAUUGUCUAAAGUCGAUUAUAAUUUCUUAUAUUCGUUAUAUUAUUUUCCUUCCAUUUAAUGGUUGGAAAAGUAAUAAAUAUUUAUAUAUGAACAUUUGUUUUUUAUAAUAUUAUAUUAGAAAAAAAUUACCUAGAUAUAUAAAUAUAAAUCUCUGUUAGAGAUAAAUAUAUGAAGUAAGAAUAUGAUUUGUAUGUAUUCUAAAACAAGAAAAAUACACAUAUUUUACAUGCUGAAUUGUGUAAAAUUAUUGUAUUUAUAACAAGUUUCGUGAUGUUUAUAAUUAUAUAUUUUUAUAUUAAUGCAUUAUUAUACAUACUAUUAUUUUGUCAAGAAGGUUGAUUGUUUUGUAUUUUUUGGAUUAGUAUGCGAUAGGUGGCGCGACUUUGAAUCCAAUAAAAUGGCCGAAAAUUGAUUUUUCUACGCGGACGUGAGUUCUAUGUAAUUUUUUACAUUCAAAUACGAACGAAUGCCGUAUAUAUUGAGAAACUACAAUGUUUUAGAUAAAAAGCAACGAGAAUUACAUUGUUACGGAUCGUGAUCGAUUGAGUAUAAAUAUUACGAUCAAAUAUUAAAGCGUGAAGAAUUUAUGUUAUACUACCUGGCACAAAGGCGUCCGAUAAAUUUCUAAUGUUUUUUUGAAAUAAGAAUUCGCGCCUAAAUGAGUGCUAAAGACCAAUACAAUUGCGUUUUGUGUGACUCGAAAUUAGAAUCCAAGGAAGCUUUGCAAGCGCAUUUUAGAGUUAAAUACUGUGUAUAUAGGAAACAUGCCAACAAAGAAAUAGAUACUCGUGGUAGACCUGUGAAAACAAGCAAAAAUGAUGAUACUCAAUGUGAUGUGUGUGGGCAAGAAUUUAAUUCAAUUAGUGCAACAAUACAACAUAGAUUUAAAGUUCAUCCUAAUUCGCCAACAAAGUUUUAUUGUCAUUAUUGUGGGAUGCAAUUUCCUCUAAAAACACACAGGGAUAAUCAUCAAGCAUCUCAUGAUUCAUCUGAAAGUGAGAGAAAAGAACAGCAUAAGAAAUGCGAAGACUGUGAUGUAUUGUUUUAUAAUGAAAAAGCUUUAGAUUAUCAUUAUCGUUCUAUACAUAAAAGGAUGGUACAUUUAUUUCAACCAAUAGCAACACCACCUCCUAGCAAUAAAAUUAAAGUAAAUUCAAUGAAUGAUGCUCUUAGUGUAUAUUACUGUCAUUUAUGUGGUGCUGAAUAUAUUAUAAAAUUUAAUUUGCAACGGCAUUUGGAAAGAGCUCAUACUCAAGAAGAAAGAGAAGCUGUUCCAGAAGAUUUAAUAAAAUGUACAGUGUGUGCUGCUUUAUUUUGCAGUAAAAGAGCAUAUGAAGUGCAUAACAGUUAUCAUCAACCAGAUGAUUUAUAUGUAACAUCAGAAGAACAAAGGUUGCAAAUUGUAACUAAAGUAGAUCAAGAUUUUGAUAUAAGGCGUGUUGAGGGAGUUGCUGACAAAUAUGUUCCAAAAAGUAAUACUCCAAAAAGGCCUGCUAAAAAUUGGCCAAAGCUUAAAAGGACACAGAAAGCAGAAGUGAAACAAAAAGAUUAUUCUUCUUCAGAUGAUGAACCUGGUGCUACGAAUGAAUCCAGUGAUUCAGAAAGUGAUCUUCCAUUGAAACAAAGGAUUUGCAACUAAUGGAGAUGGAAGAGUUUUGGAGAUUUUUCAACAUACAUUUCAACAUACAUAGGUUAAUACUUUUUUUGGACUGUCGACAAAAGAAUAUAUCAUUACAUCUAAAAAAGUGGGAUGACCUCGAAAUCAAAUGCCCUCAUCUAUAAAAAAAAUACAUGUACCACAUAACUAUAUAUGUACCACAUAUGCUUCUCUAAAUCAUGCAACUUUUGUAUAUAACAAUUUUUCUUCGAACUUAUGGUUUUAAAUUUAUUUAAGGUAAAACACUGUAUGUAUACAUUUAGUUUUAUUUAUAUAAAAUGUUUUCAUGUUACUGUAUGAAACAUAAAUUUGUAUAUUUUCGUAAAUAUUUGUCUACAAUUAUAUGUGUGUGUGUA